Molecule: messenger RNA, 3819 nt
Organism: Centrocercus urophasianus (Greater sage-grouse)
Lineage: Eukaryota; Metazoa; Chordata; Aves; Galliformes; Phasianidae
Gene: FSD2
Product: fibronectin type III and SPRY domain containing 2
Exons: 13
Coding region: 168-2522 (784 amino acids)
Molecular function (GO): protein binding
Source: RefSeq, a predicted model, not a curated record
GCCGCGCAGGGCCUUCCCGCGGAACUCGUGCAGGCUCUCGAAGUAUUCGUCGUCGCGGUGGCUGUCAGCGGCGAAGAGGACGUCCAGCAGCACGCGGCCGCCGCACAGCUCCAGCGCCCAGCCCAGGACUGAGACUCGUCAUCUCAAAAGCCUCACAGAGGAUAUCAAUGUCAUCCAGAUCUGUCAGUGCAAGAGAGUAUGAAAAUAGCGACCAAUUUCCUGGUCACUCAGCUUCUCCACCAGUCACAGAUUCCAGUGAAACUGAAGGCUUGAUAUUUUAUCACAUGGAUCUUUAUGGAUCAAAUGAGAGGUUUGAUAUCUUUCCUGAAGAGCCAUCUGGUCAAGGAAGCAGAUUUCUGAGAAAUACCAGCAGGGAAUCUGCAUUGAGUAGUGAAAAAUGUCAGAACUCACAAGAAGCCGCGUAUGACUUGGAAAAGGAGGUUGCAGAGCUGGCCAAGAUGUAUGGGCUUGAUGAGGACAGAGAAAAAGAGCUUGAGCUUCUUGGAGGGCAUCUGCAGACAGUGGGCAGCAAAUGGCUACCUGCUCACACACAAAAAUCGGGAUUGCAAGACUCUGCAUAUAAUGGAUCAAAAAGCAGCUCUCCGGUGAAAGAUCAAAGUCAAAGCACAAAGCAUCAGGAACUUCCUGAUGAGGUUUCUCAAGAUGAAGAUCAGAGCAAAGCCAGAGCAGAGGAUGAAGCUGAGAGCCACACGUGGUCCAGAGAGGGGCUUAGCAGCAGUGGCGUGUCAGAUGAGCGGAGCAGCCAGGCUGUCAGUGAGGAGGAAGAAACGGCAGAUGUUUUUUGCUGUACUUGCAAGAUACCAAUCCGAGCUUUUGACAAACUGUUUGGUGAGCACAAGGAUCAUGAAGUGGCUCAAUUAUCCAGUGCAGUGGAAAGUGAAAAGGAGGAGAUUCAUAAAAACAUGUGCAAAUUGGAAGAGCAGAUUGCUCAGGUGGAAAACUUUGCCAGUCACUUGGAAGAGAUCUUCAUUACUGUAGAGGAGAAUUUUGGGAGGCAGGAGCAGAACUUCGAGGUUCAUUACAAUGAUGCAGUGCAAGUGCUUGCUCAGAAAUAUGAAGAACAGUUGGAAGCACUGGGGGAAGAGAAGAGGCAGAAGCUGGAAGCACUGUAUGAACAGCUGGUCAGUUGUGGGGAACAUCUUGACACCUGCAAGGAGCUGAUGGAUACAACUCACAAGCUUUACCAGGAGAACAACAAAGUUGCUUUUAUGAAGGAAGCAGUAACCAUGGUUGACAGAUUGAAAGAAUUCUUAAAGAAAGAAGUGAAUUUAAAGCUUUCAACACAUUCAGACUUCGAAGAGCGUGCCAUAGAUUUCUCAGAAGUUGAACAACUUAUGAACUCCAUUAAUUCUAUUCCAGCUCCUUGUGCCCCUGUGAUCAAUCCCCAGGCUCCCAAUGCAGCAACUGGCACCUCACUGAGAGUUUGCUGGGGUCUCUUCUCAGAUGACACUGUGGAGUGCUACCAGCUGUGCUAUAAACCAGUGAGCAAUGAGAGGCACAGUGAUGAACAAGCAGAGAAUAUGCUAAAAGUCAAAGAAACAUACUGCACCAUUUCUAAUCUGUUGCCGAAUACACAAUAUGAGUUUUGGGUCAGUGCUUUAAAUGCUUCAGGCAUCAGUCCACCAAGUGAAAGAGCUGUUUAUGUAACAGCUCCUUCACCACCUAUCAUUAAGAGUAAAAAGAUACGAAGCUGUGAAAACGCAGCACUCGUGUGCUGGGAAUCUAGAGACGUUAAUCCUGUUGAUUCCUACACGGUCGAAUUGUCCAAGCUGACAGACAAAGAAAAUGUCGACGUUAUUACUGAAUCAAUUGUUGGGAUUCCUAAUUGCGAAGCCCUAAUUCAUCUGCAGCCAGCACAAAGCUAUCACAUUUCUGUUAAAGCCCUCAACCUGGGUGGUUCCAGUGAGAGAAGUGAACCUGUCCUGAUACACACCACAGGCACCUACUUCUGUCUUAAUGAGGACACAGCCCAUCCUUUAUUGGCCAUUCUAGAUGAUGGAUUUACAAUUGCAUGUGAUGAACUGGAAAACCCAGAGUGUGAUCUGCCCGUUUAUGAUAACAGCUUUACAAGGUGUAUCGGGAUCCUGGGCAGUCUGAUCCCUUUUCCAGGAAAGCAUUACUGGGAAGUGGAAGCUGAGGAAGAUACAGAAUACAGAGUUGGCGUUGCUUUUGAAAACACUCCAAGACAUGGUUAUCUGGGGGCAAACAACUCAUCCUGGUGCAUGAGACACAUCAUCACACCAUCAAGGCACAAGUAUGAAUUCCUGCACAGUGGGAUGACACCAGACAUCAGAAUUACUGUUCCCCCCACAAAGAUUGGUAUCCUGCUGGACUAUGAAAGCUACAGACUGUCAUUUUACAAUGCUGAUAUUGCCCAGCACCUUUACACAUUCAACUCACACUUUCAGCAUUAUGUCCAUCCCUGCUUUGCUUUGGAAACACCUGGUACCCUAAAGGUACAUACUGGUAUUACAGUACCUCCAUGGACUGCCCUCCUAUAAGACUGUGCUCUUCAACAGUCCUAUCCACAUAUAACACACACUGAGAAAUUCUCUCUUUCAGCAUUGUCCCAUCACACUCCCUAAAAUCCAGCUCUAUCCCAAGACAGCAAAGCAUCCCUGACCCAAACAAUCUGCCAGGCCUAGGCCCUUGGACAAUUUUAUCUUAUCUUAGGCAGCAUUUUAGAAGAAAAACAUUACGGUCGCAAGACUCAUCAGCACCCUGGAGCUAUUUGCAGAAUUCUUCAGGGUUAGAAGCAGAUACCAUCCUUCCCACAAGUGACACCAAGCAGCAGUGACAGAUGCAUUACUGGUUCUCCCAAUACCCAUUUUAUAUUUAGGGAACUCCCUGUUCCACAGCAAUCAUUAACUACACUCGUGUCUUCUGAGAAGCAAAAAAUUCAACAAAAAGCCAAAAUAGCAAAAGGCACAAUCACUAUACAGAUGCUAGACAAAACUGAAAACACUCUAGCCAUGAAGCUGAUCUUACAAUCAAGUACUCUUGUUGGUACACAGUCUGCACAAGAUAAUCAACUACACCUCCCCUGCGUGUGAACUGUUAGCACAUACCAUAAACAGCAGGAAGAUUGAAACAAUGAUGCUUACUGAAAUAAUCAAGCAUGCCAUAAAGUCUCAAACAUGAAAACAAACAAAAAAACAUCCUUGCCCAAUGCCCAUGCUUCUCAUUUAUUUAUCUAGGGAAAAAGCAAAAAACCAAAAUCACAUGGGUGCCUUUUGCAGUGCUUAGCUGCCCAUACACAAAAGUCUAAAUCAUCCUUUCUUACUUCUUUUUUUGGUGGCCAUCCUCACCUCUGCCUUGCUAUGUUCUCCACUCACAAAUUCUUCCCCCACUCCUCAGCACCAAGAGCUUUUAAUCUCUGAUGCUGUGCCCCUGAAGCUUCAGGCCACAGUUGUAUGCUGACAGUAGCAGUGCUGGCCCAGUGCUCAACCAGAACAGCCUUGUUAAGACCUUAUUUCCAGAUUCCAGACAGUUGGACUGGUACUACCUGUCAAGCGGGUUUGUCUAGCUCUCAACAGCCUCACUUGUGGGUGUCAAAAUGACCAGUAUUUAAGCAAGAGUCAUUAAUAGAUAGCUUUUCAACAGAUUUAUUGUACAUUCAUUACAAAAAUAAUUGGUUGAAAUUUUCUAUUCUAGGGGUUUGUCAGGAACAGAUUGUCUCUACAGUAGACAUGGUUCUUAUAAAUAAAGCUUGGCAAAAUUUAGAUUUGAUGUAGAACUGUGUGCCAAAAGCUUGUCUGUUUUUCUCCAAAUAGCUGAGAAAUUAAGAGAAGAAAUGCA